This is a messenger RNA of Drepanopeziza brunnea f. sp. 'multigermtubi' MB_m1, 2400 nucleotides long. RefSeq lists its product as uncharacterized. Gene Ontology annotation, molecular function: RNA polymerase II cis-regulatory region sequence-specific DNA binding; DNA-binding transcription factor activity, RNA polymerase II-specific. Gene Ontology annotation, cellular component: nucleus. The record is from RefSeq and is a predicted model, not a curated record. Gene Ontology annotation, biological process: regulation of transcription by RNA polymerase II. NCBI's taxonomy places the organism in Eukaryota, Fungi, Ascomycota, Leotiomycetes, Helotiales, Drepanopezizaceae.
AUGCUGUCCAAUCCUACCACUGCCCUUCACAACCGACAACGACAACGACAACACCGACGCCAACAAUCGACACCUAAUGCAUUCGAAGCAGUGAAGGCUUCCAACCUGCCCACCAUCCAGCGCCACAACUCCCACAGACGUGGCAUGAGCCUGGAUCAACGACGACGAACAUCACCCGCGCAGGACUAUACGACAAGAAAUACUAACCCAGGAUAUCAAUCGACACAACCACAGCAUAUUUUGCGAGAAACGCAGCAGCAAAGACUGGCACGCCCGGGCCAGCGAUUUGCUCAAUACGACAAUGACGAGAAUUGCCUCAAUUCGCCCUGCGUCACCCCCCAGCGACAAUCUUUUGAUGCCGGAUGUACGAACCAGUACGGACACAGGCUCUCCCAGUCUCAGUUCCAAUUUCCGGGGCCCAUCAAUACGAUCAUCCAAGUCGAUCCCAAUAGCUUCAAUGGGAACCAAGACUUCAACAACAUGUACCAGCCCGAGGUCAUGACCCCUUCUGCGUAUUUGGACUUCUCGGCUGGUUUCGAGAAUGCGAGCCAGGGAACGAACAGCGCAUGUCACAGCAGAAGGAACUCGGCCGGAAGAAGGAUCAGUGGAGGGAUACUAGACAGAGUUAACCAAUUCGAGCACCUCGCACUUCAAUCGCCGUGCCGCCCAAUCACACCCACGAACCAGAAUGUAUCGCGUUACUUCCCCCCCACACCUGUGGACACUCCACACGAUCGUAUGGUCAAGCAGGAGCAGAUGAACCAGAGAUUCCUGGACACCUACGAUUCUUCAAUGGAAGAAACGAUUAAGCCCAAGGGAAACCAGCGAGCCCGAGGCAUUUUCGACGAUAUGAGAAAGGCAGCCGAGGGGAAUUACAUGCCCAGUUCUCCCCAAGCCGGGACAGUGGUCAACCCACACAGCUUCGACUCUGCUCCUAUGCCAACCGCCAACUUCAUGAACAUGUCAAAUAUCAACCUGGAGUUCCUGAAGGAUGAGCAACUCAGCAGUCCGCAGUUCCCGCCAAACGAUAUGACGCCAUCCAUGUCUUUUCACCCCUCCCAUGCCUCUUCGCCCGCGGUCAUGCAGGAUGCGAUGUUUGGCGACCCCUUUGUCAACAAACUCGGUUUGGAGCCGAACACGAUGUCAUAUCCCGAACAUGUAGCCAAUCUUCUUCCCAUGUCGAACUCGCCCUCUCACCGAUCUCACCAAUCUCACCAUACCCACCACCCCUCGCAUCGUAGAUCUGAAUCUGUGGACAGCAUCAACCUGGAGGAGUCUAUUACCGACACUGGAAUCACCAUCGACGAUAUCGCCAACUUCAUCUCCGGACCAGAUCCCAGCGACGGUAAAUGGAUCUGCCUGUACCCCGAGUGCAAGAAGCGAUUCGGUCGUAAAGAAAACAUCAAGUCGCAUGUCCAGACACAUCUCGGCGACAGACAAUUUCAGUGCCCUCACUGCAAGAAAUGCUUCGUCCGACAGCACGAUCUGAAGCGACAUGCCAAGAUCCACAGCGGCGUAAAGCCAUACCCAUGCCAAUGUGGUAACAGUUUCGCCCGCCACGAUGCUCUGACUCGCCACCGACAGCGCGGAAUGUGUAUCGGAGCUUUGGAGGGCGUGGUGAAGAAGGUCGUCAAGCGUGGCCGCCCUCGUAAGAACCGGCCGGAUACGGAAGAGCGAGUCAACAAAGCCUCGCGCACGCGAAGCAAGAACAAGACGGCCUCUUCCAUGUCGUCCUCCACCUCCGGGUCCGAAAGUCGCGGUGGCCCGUCGCCGCGCAGCGAAGCCGACAUUCUGGACGACAAGCCUUUCGCGAACUACGAGUACACGCAGCAAAGCCACUACAUGCAGCAGUCCUCUGCCCCAGAGCGCGCCAGCUUCGAAUACUCGCACCCCCGCUCACCCACCCCCAGCCACUGCGUCUCUCCUCAGGCCAUCCACCCGGCCCGGCACUCCCCCAGCGCCGAGAGCGUCCGCUCCCACCGUGCCUCCAUCGCCUCCAGCACGCAUGGCGCCUCGCACCCGGCCUCGCCCGCCAAGAGCAUGCACAGCAGCUACCAUUCGCCCCCAGGCCUGUGCGAGUCCUCGAGCAGCCCGGCAGCGAGCAUCUACUACGACCUCGACAUCGGCAACCACCACGACGGCGCGACGGACCACCUGAACGGGCUCGCGCACCUUUCGGAACACGACAACGCCAAUCGCGACGACGAGAUGUUCCUCGAGGCGUUCGCGGCGGCUAGUUCGGGGGAGAUGCUCCCCGCCGCGGCGGAUCAUCACCAUCUGUCGAUGGCGAAGUUCGAGGACGCGUUUGCCGGGGCCGCGGAAGAAGAGGGGGGUGCGGCGGCGGCGUCGGCGGAGCCCCUGUUCCGGGACAGCGAGGAUGUGUUCUUCGGGAGUCCCUGA